GGUGACCAUGGAGGCUGGCGGCCUCCCCCUGGAGCUGUGGCGCAUAAUCUUAGCCUACCUGCACCUUCCGGAUCUGGGCCGCUGCAGCCUGGUGUGCAGGGCCUGGUAUGAGCUGAUCCUUAGUCUCGACAGCACCCGGUGGCGGCAGCUAUGUCUGGGCUGCAACGAGUGCCGCCACCCCAACUGGCCCAACCAGCCUGAUGUGGAGCCUGAGUCUUGGAGGGAGGCCUUCAAGCAGCAUUAUCUUGCCUCCAAGACAUGGACCAAGAAUGCCCUGGACUUGGAGUCCUCUGUCUGCUUUUCUCUAUUCCGCCGGAGGAGGGAGCGACGUACCCUGAGUGUUGGGCCAGGCCAUGAGUUUGACAGCCUAGGCAGUGCCUUGGCCUUGGCCAGCCUAUAUGACCGAAUUGUGCUGUUCCCAGGUGUAUACGAAGAGCAAGGUGAAAUCAUCCUGAAGGUGCCUGUGGAGAUCGUAGGCCAAGGGAGGUUGGGCGAAGUGGCCCUGCUCGCCAGCAUUGAUCAGCACUGCUCAACCACACGCCUGUGCAACCUCGUCUUCAUGCCAGCCUGGUUCUCACCCAUCAUGUAUAAGACAACAUCAGGUCAUGUCCAGUUUGACAACUGCAACUUUGAGAAUGGGCACAUCCAGGUACAUGGCCCAGGUACCUGCCAAGUGAAGUUUUGCACCUUCAAAAACACCCAUGUCUUCCUGCACAAUGUGCCCCUGUGUAUCCUGGAAAACUGUGAAUUUGUGGGCAGUGAAAACAACUCUGUGACUGUUGAGGGUCACCCUUCUGCAGAUAAGAACUGGGCCUACAAGUAUCUACUAGGGCUUAUCAAAUCCUCUCCCAGUUUGCUCCCCACAGAGGACUCUGACUUUUUAAUGUCCCUGGACCUGGAGAGCCGGGACCAGGCCUGGAGCCCAAGGACCUGUGACAUUGUCAUUGAGGGCAGCCAGAGUCCUACCAGCCCAGCCUCUAGCUCCCCAAAGCCAGACUCCAAGGAGGCAGAGGUGGGCAGUGAUGGGGAAAGGGUGGCCCAGACCCCAGACAGCAGCGAUGGAGGCCUAAGCCCCAGCGGUGAGGAUGAGGACGAGGACCAGCUCACGUACAGACUGUCCUACCAGGUGCAGGGCCCACGCCCUGUAUUGGGGGGCUCCUUUCUGGGCCCACCAUUGCCAGGAGCAUCCAUUCAGCUGCCCAGCUGCCUAGUGCUGAACUCACUGCAGCAGGAGCUACAGAAGGACAAGGAGGCCAUGGCACUGGCCAGCUCUGUGCAGGGCUGUCUCAUCCGCAAGUGCCUCUUCCGGGAUGGGAAGGGAGGCGUCUUUGUCUGCUCCUACGGCCGAGCCAAGAUGGAAGGAAACAUCUUCCGGAAUCUAACUUAUGCGGUGCGGUGUAUACAUAAUAGCAAGAUCAUCAUGCUUAGGAAUGACAUUUACCGCUGCCGAGCGUCAGGCAUCUUUCUUCGCUUGGAGGGCGGAGGCUUGAUCGCCGGCAACAACAUUUACCACAAUGCGGAGGCUGGUGUAGACAUCCGGAAAAAGUCCAACCCACUCAUACUGUGUAACCAGAUCCACCAUGGCCUUCGCUCUGGCAUUGUCGUCCUUGGCAAUGGGAAAGGCAUCAUCCGGAACAAUCAAAUCUUUUCAAAUAAGGAGGCUGGCAUUUAUAUCCUGUACCACGGAAAUCCAAUUGUGAGUGGGAACCACAUCUUCAAGGGCCGUGCCGCCGGCAUAGCAGUAAAUGAAAAUGGGAAAGGCCUCAUUACAGAAAAUGUCAUCCGAGAGAAUCAGUGGGGAGGCGUGGACAUCCGCCGCGGAGGGAUCCCCGUCCUCCGGAGUAACCUCAUCUGCUUUGGCUAUUCAGAUGGUGUGGUGGUGGGAGAUGAAGGCAAAGGACUGGUAGAAGGAAAUACCAUCUACGCUAACAAGGGCUGUGGUGUGUGGAUGAUGUCGUCCAGCCUGCCCCACGUCACCAGUAACCAUGUCAGCUACAAUGGCCUGUAUGGAGUGGCAGUGUUUAGCCAGAAGGAUGGCUCCAGCGAGUUCCCUGGAGGCCACGGGGCCCAGGAAAACUUCAGUGAGGAUGGGGAUGCCAUCCUCUGGGAGACAGAGCUGGAGAAGGAGGAUGACCCGCUGCGCCGGCCCGUCACCAUAGCUCUUGUUGAGUCUAACAGUAUUAAUCACAACGGAGCCUCGGGACUCUAUGUCCAGAGCAGUGAGGCACUGCACGUCAUCACCAAUGUGAUCCAUGCUAAUGGGGACAGAGGCAUCACUGUGGCCCAGAGCAGCCAGCUCACCCGUGUGGCCAACAACAGCAUCUCCUGCAACCGCCAGAGUGGGAUCAAGGUUGAGGCCCAGUGCAAGGUGGAGCUACGGGGCAAUGGUAUCUAUGACAACAGAGGCCAUGGCAUCAUCACCAAGGGUGACAGCACCAUUGUCAUUGAAAACGACAUCAUUGGCAACCGGGGCAGUGGGCUGCAGCUCCUGCCCAAGUCUGACACUAAGGUAAUAAAGAACCGGAUCCACUCAUUCCGGGCCUAUGGCAUCGCCGUGCGGGGCCGCGCCAAGGCCCUGGUGCAGGAGAACAUCAUCUUCCAGGGCAAGACCAACAAGACCAUCUUUCAGCAGAUCUCAAACAACCGAGAAUGCAUCAUGCAAAACAACAAGUUCCUGGUCUUCAAGAAAAAGUCCGAUACGUGGCGCCUGGUGAACCCACCAGCACGGCCUCACCUUGAAAACUCCCUCAGAGGCCCCUCUGCAACCCACAAUGGGCAGAAGAUGACAGCCAUGGCAACCAGGAUCACAGCGCGGGUGGAAGGUGGUUACCACAGCAACCGCAGCGUCUUCUGCACCAUUCUGUGAAGAUGGGGAUCCGCCUCAGGUGCAGGCCAUGAUGGGCGCUCGGCAGAGCUGACGUGAAGGCCUUUGGGAUGGAAGCAGUGCCUGAGAAGACUCCCGGCCCCUCCCCUCCUCCUAUUCACCCCCACCCCCGAACAAACAGGUCCCAGGCCUCCUGGGAACCAAGAACAAGGUACCUCCAAACUCUUCAGCUCCAUAGCCUUCCCCAGGAAGGAACUUGGGCUUUUUUUUUCAAGGAGAAAAAGGAACAGAAGUUGGUGGGUUUCCAGUCUCUCAAGCUCUUGCAGAGAUUAAGAAGAGCUGGGGAGACUCAAACGAUACGUGAAGCUUUUGGUCAGGAUUUUCUUUGAGUUACAAGGAACUGCGUCUUACGCACUUCAAACCCCAACUCUUCUCAGGGAAGAGCAGAUUUACUCCUGAGGGAGGAAAGUGAUUGCAGUGCGUAGAGAGAGACAAGAGUCCAGAAUUUCCCCUUUCCUAGCCCUGAACCCUCCAGGGGCCCACAACACCCUCCCAGCUCCCAGCCUCUGGAGGCCAGAGUUGAGUUUGAUUUACUUAAGGACACAGUCCUCUUAGAGUUGGCCAGGGACCUGUGAGGGAGGAAGGGGCUUGGGUCAGGGAGCCCCUCUGAAAGGCUGCCCCAUGGAUGAUGAAGGGACAUGCUGACAACAGGAGGAGUCUCCUGUAGGUGGCUCAGGUGUGCAGGCAGGAGCUAUACUGGGCGGUGCAGGGAUGCAUGAGGCUCCGCUCUAUCCUCAAGAAGCUCCCAAACUCAGGAAGGCGUUGGUUUCGUGCCUGCUGCAGAAGGAAGAUUCAAAUCCCACGUUGAGUGCACCCACCUCAGCUCCCCUCCUGGGCACCAGCCUGGGCACAGGGAGUUGCCUCGGGCCCCUCACAUGUAUCCAUGUUCUUAUGGCGGUCACCUGCCUUUACUGACCCCACGUUUCCCCACUCUGUGCCUUGGCUUGUCUCUUUCCUCUUCCUGGCUUGCCCUUCUACCAUCUCCAUGUGUCCAGACCCCACCCACUCCUCCAGUUUUAGCUCAGGCACUGCCGUCUCCACACAGCCUUCCUCUUCCUCCCCCAGGUGACAGUGCUCUCCUCUCUGGGCCUCAGAAGCCCUUUCUCUGCUCCCUCUCAGGGUACUGGGCACUUUCUGCCUUGUUUUGGAGCUAACUAGGUCCAUACCCUGUCGCACCCACUUGCCUGUGAGCUCCCGGAAGGUAAGGCCACAUCUCGCUGUCUCUUUGUCUCCAGAUCCCAGCCCAGGGCAGAGCUAGGGUUAGUGUCCUGAGAGAGAAGAAGGCCAGCACCCAGCGGGCUUUACUGAACUAUACUGUGAAUGUAUCAGGGUUCCAGAGCCAGGCGGGCUAGGACCCCACUGCUUGAGGAAGGGGGCUGGAUGCAGGGCCCGCUCAGCUUGAACAAUCCCCCUCCCACUCACCUUUCAUGUGGGGCCUUCACCAGCCUGUUGGGGUUGCUGUCCUGUACUUGGCGGGAUGGCUUCCUGGGUUGGUUCUGUCAGGCCCCAGGUGCUGCUCUGUUGGGUGGCGUGGGAGGGGGUAGAGGCAGCCAGGAGCACUGGCUUCUCUCUGAGGACCUUGGGCACAAGAGCGCUGGCCCCUCCGAUCUCUAGCACUGUCCCGUGCACUUCUGUUUAGUGACCCCAAUGUGAGUCGCUGUACAAAAUGCUGCCUUUAUUAUUUCAUAAGAAAUGAUUUUUCUGUGAACCAAGUGCUUAUGAAAAUCUCAAUAAUCAAAAUAAAGUUCUAUAUUUUAAGAGGCA
This is a messenger RNA of Galeopterus variegatus (Sunda flying lemur), 4648 nucleotides long. RefSeq names its product F-box protein 10 (gene FBXO10). The coding region runs from base 8 to 2866 and encodes 952 amino acids. The transcript is spliced from 10 exons. Gene Ontology annotation, molecular function: protein binding. Gene Ontology annotation, biological process: regulation of apoptotic process; protein ubiquitination; ubiquitin-dependent protein catabolic process. The record is from RefSeq and is a predicted model, not a curated record. NCBI's taxonomy places the organism in Eukaryota, Metazoa, Chordata, Mammalia, Dermoptera, Cynocephalidae.